Messenger RNA from Cyclocybe aegerita, 1260 nucleotides. NCBI's taxonomy places the organism in Eukaryota, Fungi, Basidiomycota, Agaricomycetes, Agaricales, Hemipholiotaceae. The record is from the annotation of a GenBank genome assembly.
AUGGCCACUGACUCUACAAAGCCAUCUGUUCUGAUCUUUGGCGGUUUGAACACCUGCUCCCGUGGUUUGGCCGCUUUCCUAGUCCCUUUGGAGGGUGAAGCCUUGGUGUCUCAUCUUCGUAUUGUUGAUAAAUAUUCCGUUCAUCCGCCAACUACCUACAUUGGACACGAAUUUACCAAAGUUCUGGAGAAACCUGAGGUAGAAUAUCGACAAGCUAACUUGACUGUUGCUGCUGCCAUCCAGUCCGCUUUCGAUCCUCCUGAAGGCAAAGCGGCUUUCGACUACGUCUUUGACUUCACUGGCGAAGUACGAUAUGAUCGCAGCGAAUUGAUCCAAAUCAAUACAACUUUCGGUGUAGCUCGCCUAUUAGGAUUAGAGGCAGCACAACGCAAAGUCAAGGCGUAUGUUAGGAUACAACAUCCUUUUUAUGAGACCUCCAGCAAGACCGCGGCUCUCGAGAAGGAUGAUAUCAAGCCAGCGGAGACAUUAGGCAUCUGGUGGCAUGAGACUCUCCGAAUGCAAGCCUCUAUACAAGAUCUUAACUUGGUCAUUCUCCGUAUUGGAUUCGUUUAUGGCCCUUAUACGAACUUCGGGAACAUUACAUCUGCCAUUACCGUCGCUUCUGUUUAUGGUUACCUCCAGAGGCCUAUGAAAUCCUUAUGGGGACCAGGAAAGAAUCCCACACAUUCAGUGCAUGUAGACGAUGUGGCUGGUGCCGCUUGGGCUUGUGCCAAAUGGAUGGAAUCUCAUGGGCGUAAAGCUGCAGAUGACCUUGCUGGAGAAGCUAUUUUAUUCCACAAUGACAAGAGCAGGGUCAAAGAGGUGGAAGGAAUGCUGCCUCACGAGGAGAAGCCCGUAGCCCCAUUGUUUAACUUGGUCGAUGACGCUAAAAGCACCUUAGCUAGCACAGGACAGACAAUAUCAGCUUGCUUCGGGACGACCUUCGAAUUUUUUAACAUGGUUGAAGUUACUCUGAUAAGGCUCAAAGACGACCUCGAAGAUAUUAACGAACACCACGUUGAAGGCUGGACCGAAAUGCUCAUGAACUCUAACCCUCCUAUCACCAACACUCCGCUGAAUCCUUACAUGGAUAAAUAUACUCUGGAGAAGCAUGUCGUGGCCUUCAAUAACUCGAAGAUCAAGAACAUCGUCGGCUAUAAAUUGCUGCACCCGGACUUCAACCAGGCUGAUAUCAAGGAGAUCGUCGACAAGUGGAAAGCUGAAGGCGUCUGGCCUAACGCGCAAAAUCCAAGUUCCUGA